AUGUCACAUGUCCCAUGUGCAGAAACCGAAUGUCAAAAGCUGAUGUCAAGAGCUGAGAGACGGUACACCACGACGCUGGGUGCCCAUUACUGCGAUCGCCUAGGCGAAGCGCUCGUCGUCAACGUGCCCACCCAGUAUGUCUGGGUCCUCAAGGUAUGUACGCCCUUGUGCUGA
Messenger RNA from Puccinia triticina, 174 nucleotides. RefSeq lists its product as uncharacterized. NCBI's taxonomy places the organism in Eukaryota, Fungi, Basidiomycota, Pucciniomycetes, Pucciniales, Pucciniaceae. Bases 1 to 174 code for a protein of 57 amino acids. The record is from RefSeq and is a predicted model, not a curated record. The transcript has 2 exons.